This is a messenger RNA of Eublepharis macularius, 1092 nucleotides long. It is a transcript of the gene B3GNT4, whose product is annotated as UDP-GlcNAc:betaGal beta-1,3-N-acetylglucosaminyltransferase 4. Gene Ontology annotation, cellular component: membrane. The record is from RefSeq and is a predicted model, not a curated record. Bases 1 to 1092 code for a protein of 363 amino acids. NCBI's taxonomy places the organism in Eukaryota, Metazoa, Chordata, Lepidosauria, Squamata, Eublepharidae. Gene Ontology annotation, molecular function: hexosyltransferase activity. The transcript has a single exon.
AUGCAUCCCAGGAUAAGAAAAUUUGCCAUGUACAUUCUGUCCAUCAUCUUGCUUGCGUGCCUGGUCUAUUUAAAGAGAGACACCAAGUCGGUUGUGUCUACAGCAGCAAGAAAAAUGCACAAGUCACAUCAAAAGCAUCCUUUCUGGCUUCCUGAGCAGGUGGAGUCUAGCAAAUGCAUGCCUGACCUUACUGUUGCCAAUUCCUCUGCCUCCCUCCCCGAGGUUCACCGCGUCUUCUUGACAUACAAGCACUGCCGGAACUUCUCAACUUUACUGAAGCCCACCGGAUGUGAUGCCGACACGUUCCUACUUCUCGCUAUCAAAUCUGCCCCUAUCAACAUAGAUCGCCGGGUGACCAUCAGGAACACCUGGGGGAAGGAAACCGUCAUUGGGGGCAAAUCAGUGAAGCUGCUGUUCUUGCUCGGUCGCUCGGAGGUCAAAGUUCAGGCUCACUCCCUCCAGCAGCUUCUGGUGUACGAAAGUCAGGAAUUUGAUGAUAUCGUCCAGUGGGAUUUUCUCGAUAACUUCUUCAACUUGACGCUCAAGGAACUGCAUUUCCUUCGAUGGUUCGCCACCGAUUGUUCCCAGGCCAGCUUUGUGCUGAAAGGGGAUGAUGACGUGUUUGUGAACACUUACAAUAUUGUGGAGUUCCUGAAAGACCUGGACCCUCAGAAGGAUCUUCUCGCUGGGGAUGUCAUCAGCAAAGCUCGGCCAAUAAGAAACACCAACACCAAGUAUUUUAUACCAGAAUCGAUGUACCGGCAUGCCUUCUACCCUCUCUAUGCCGGUGGUGGUGGCUACGUCAUGUCCCAGACAACAGUGCGGCGGCUGCAAUUGACAGUCGAGGACACGGAGCUCUUCCCGAUAGAUGAUGUCUUUGUUGGGAUGUGCUUGGCAAAAAUGGGGAUGACCCCAGUUCACCACACCGGCUUUAAGACCUUUGGAAUCCAGAGGCCCUUUAAUCCGUUUGAUCCCUGUCUGUACAAAGAAUUGAUGAUUGUACACAAACUGAGCCCAACGGAGAUGUGGGUCAUGUGGACGUUGAUGAAAGACGGCGGCCUUAGAUGUGCCAUGUCAGUAACUCACAAAUGA